This is a messenger RNA of Grammomys surdaster, 3248 nucleotides long. It is a transcript of the gene Cdadc1, whose product is annotated as cytidine and dCMP deaminase domain containing 1. Gene Ontology annotation, molecular function: dCMP deaminase activity; zinc ion binding. The transcript is spliced from 11 exons. Gene Ontology annotation, cellular component: cytoplasm. Gene Ontology annotation, biological process: dUMP biosynthetic process; dTMP biosynthetic process. NCBI's taxonomy places the organism in Eukaryota, Metazoa, Chordata, Mammalia, Rodentia, Muridae. The record is from RefSeq and is a predicted model, not a curated record. The coding region runs from base 124 to 1704 and encodes 526 amino acids.
GUCAUCUUGCUGCGCAAAACGAGCGGUUGUUGACAAGCCGCAGAGGCGGCUGAAGGGGUGCUGCGGGGAUCUUAUCAUGCCUGACUGGGCGAGCUGUCCUGGGCCGAGGCCUUUGGGCUGGGGAUGAAAGAAACGGAUCAGAUGCAGAGUUUGGAGGGCUCCGGGGCCGAGAGGUCAGUCGGCACGCAGACGGGCAGCAUGACGGGUCAAAUACCAAGGCUUUCUAAAGUGAACCUUUUCACUCUGCUCAGUCUCUGGAUGGAGCUCUUCCCAGGAGUAGAAGCCCAAGGGCAAAAAUCACAGAAAACUGAAGAGGAAAGCCGUGGUCCCUUGGGAGAUAAUGAAGAGUUGGCCAGAGUGUCUACUGACAAAAAACAGGUGAAGAAAACUGGUCUUGUGGUGGUGAAAAACAUGAAGAUCAUUGGGCUUCACUGCUCCAGUGAAGACUUGCAUACUGGACAAAUUGCUCUUAUUAAACAUGGGUCCAGGCUGAAAAACUGUGAUCUUUAUUUUUCAAGAAAACCAUGUUCUGCUUGUUUGAAAAUGAUAGUGAAUGCUGGAGUUAACCGAAUUUCUUACUGGCCUUCUGACCCAGAAAUAAGUUUGCUCACUGAGGCUUCUAGUUCUGAAGAUGCAAAGCUAGACGCCAAAGCAGCGGAGAGAUUGAAGUCAAACAGCCGGGCCCACGUGUGCGUCUUACUCCAGCCGCUGGUGUGUUACAUGGUCCAGUUUGUAGAGGAAACUUCUUACAAAUGUGACUUUAUUCAAAAAACUGCAAAAGCAUUGCCGGGUGCUGACACUGAUUUUUAUUCUGAAUGUAAACAAGAAAGAAUAAAAGAAUAUGAAAUGUUAUUUUUGGUUUCAAAUGAAGAAAUGCAUAAGCAGAUACUGAUGACUAUAGGUCUGGAGAACCUGUGUGAAAACCCCUAUUUUAGCAAUCUAAGGCAAAACAUGAAAGACCUGAUCCUACUUUUGGCCACAGUAGCUUCUAGUGUGCCCAACUUGAAACACUUCGGAUUCUACUGUAGCAACCCAGAACAGAUUAAUGAAAUUCACAAUCAGAGUUUGCCACAGGAAGUUGCAAGGCAUUGCAUGGUGCAGGCCAGGUUAUUGGCAUAUCGAACUGAGGAUCAUAAAACAGGAGUUGGAGCUGUCAUUUGGGCAGAAGCAAAAUCUAGGAGCUGCGAUGGAACUGGAGCCAUGUACUUCGUAGGAUGUGGGUACAAUGCCUUUCCCGUGGGCUCUGAGUAUGCUGACUUCCCGCACAUGGAUGACAAGCAUAAGGACAGAGAAAUACGGAAGUUCAGAUACAUCAUACAUGCGGAGCAGAACGCUUUGACCUUUAGAUGUCAAGAUAUAAAACCAGAAGAACGCAGCAUGAUCUUUGUGACAAAAUGCCCUUGUGAUGAGUGUGUGCCUUUAAUUAAAGGUGCCGGCAUAAAGCAGAUCUAUGCUGGGGAUGUAGAUGUUGGGAAAAAGAAAGCAGACAUCUCUUACAUGAAGUUUGGGGAGCUCGAGGGUGUUCGAAAAUUCACAUGGCAGUUGAAUCCGUCUGAAGCUUAUAGUCUUGACCCAAGUGAGCCUGAAAGGAGAGAAAAUGGUGUAUUGAGGCGCAGGUCUGCAAAGGAAGAGCAGCGCAGCAGCAGCAAGAGGCCACGUCUGGAAACCCGCUCUGCAGGAUCAGCCACAACAGCUUGUUUUUGACACACUUUAGGGCAUGUUCCAUGAAACACUGGCUUUUAGGAGCCCUGGUACUGGAGUUGAGUGAGUGGAUAAAGGUACUUGCCCCCAAGCCUGACAACCUGAACUCAGUCCCCAGAACUCACCAGAUGGAAAGACAGAUGGACGGAUGGACAGACACAUACACACAAACACAAACAGGCAGAGACAAAAUUUAUCAAGAGAUUAUUGGUACCAGCAGUAACUGCCACAUGCACUGAACUAAUUGUUUUACAAGAGGAAAAGACAAUGCACUUGCUCUAUCCUGGGGUCUGGGUGACUCAGGGCUGGUCGCAGGGGAAGUUGAAUGGACCAGGGUUUUGCAGUUUUCUGUGGCCCUGUAUCUCCCUUCUUGAGCACUUGGCUACUGUUGAAGCUGGUGGAGAAGAGUCCUCGCUUGAGUCAUGAGGACCAUAAAGGAGACACUGCAUGGUGGCUCUCUUCUGUCCCAUCACCCCUGGAACUCUAUCUGGUUCCAGCUACAGGUCUCGUGACAUUUAUAUACUGAAAUUCAAGCACCCAAGUGCCAAGUCUCCAUGGGGUGCUCAGCUUGAUACGUAGUGGAGUCUGAUUGACUUUGGAUAUUUUUUCAAAGAGCAAAAAUCCAGAACUCUUGAUUAACAAAACUGAGUUGGGAAAGUGUGAUUUGCUUAUUGCAGACUGGACUGAAAGCAAUUAUUAUUUCCCAAGGAGGCUGGUAUGCCUUCCCUCCAACACGCUUGUGCAGAGCUCUGUUAUGCAAACUGCCCUCUGAGUUAAGCCCUUUGCUGGUGUCCUCCAGCAGCGGUGCUGACUUUCCUUUGUUUUUAUAACAUAAGAAAACCAACCUGGACCAUAGUAUUUUAGUGCUUGGCACUGCAGGCUUUUGAGGUUGUGUCAUGGGGACUGCCGGACAUUCAGGGGCUGAGCUAUGAGGGACCAUCCUCCCACGCCCAUCCCAAGAUACAGCUGCAGCAAAUGCAAGUACUUACUGUGAAGAUCAGCACAAUGCUACCAUGUGGAACCUUACUUAUAUAUAAUUUACUGCUUUCAGGGCUGACUUUGAAAGCCACUGACAUAAAGACUUUAAGUAUUUGACUAAAAAAAAAAAAAAGUUAGAUCCAAAGACCAUCUCAUGCUGUAUGACCAUGGUUCUAGAGUUUUUCUGUAAUUUCUUAACAUUUGAGGAUGAUUUCCAACAUAUGAUGCUGAGCGGGUGUGUGUGGGGGGGUGGGUGGUUUGGUGUGGAGGCAAAAACACCUGAAAGAAGCAGCGUUCAGCAGAGCGCCCAGAGACGUAUAGAUUGAUCCAGGUGUUUGGAAGAGACUUAGACCAUCCGCGCUACCUACAAGCCAUUUUCUCCAUCCUGUUGAGUGUUGAGCUACCUGAGGUUGUGCAGUGUAGUCCAGGCUUCUGACUUUCAUUAGCCAUCAUCCAUGUGGGGGUGGGCAUUGGUGGGUGAUACAUAUGCCUUUGAGUCACUUCUGCUCCUAUAAGCAAUGCUUCCCCCAUAUUCCUGUAAACAACCCCAAUAAAUUCAUUGGUUCACC